This is a messenger RNA of Laccaria bicolor S238N-H82, 273 nucleotides long. RefSeq lists its product as uncharacterized. The coding region runs from base 1 to 273 and encodes 90 amino acids. The record is from RefSeq and is a predicted model, not a curated record. NCBI's taxonomy places the organism in Eukaryota, Fungi, Basidiomycota, Agaricomycetes, Agaricales, Hydnangiaceae. The transcript has a single exon.
AUGUUGGGAGGGUCUUUAGAAAGAAAAGAAAAGGCAAGAAAAAUUGUAACACAGGCUAGCAACUGUUUAACAGCUAGAAUGGAGAUUGGAGGUCCUAUGGCUGCUCUAUAUCUUUUGGGAAAUCCUGAUCAUUAUACUAGUCACAAAUUUGUAGUGGUCUACUGGAAAAACUUUGUGAGGGAAGCUCUAAAACCCUUCAGAUCAGAGGAAGACUUGGAAAAGGAGAUACCUGAAAAACUUCACUUCAGUCACCCACUGACCACUGACUAUUAG